CAACAUUUGAAAUGUCAACUCCCGCCAUUUGUGAUGGAAAAUGUUGUGACGCCAUUACCGUAGAAUAAACAGUAUCAGCAAUGGCGAAUUUAAGUGUUGAUAAAGAUGCGUUUUACCGGCGAAUUCGUAAAUUAUAUUCAGCGUGGAAGAACUCUGAAACAGAAAAUGGAUUUGGUAAAAUGGAUGCCCUUGUGUGUGCUGUUGGGGUUGAUGAAGACAUUGUCUAUAGCAAAUCUACUGCUAUUCAAACAUGGCUGUUUGCAUAUGAACUCACAGAUACAAUCAUGGUGUUUUGCGAAAGCAGCAUGUAUUUCUUGGCAAGUAGGAAGAAAGUUGAAUUUCUCAAGCAAUUUGAAUCUGGAAAGGAAAAUGAGAAUGAAGUCCCUCCUUUAACAUUACUUGUCCGUGACAAGGCUGAUAAGGACAAAGCUAAUUUUGAAAAACUAAUCAAUGCUAUUAAAAAUAGUAAAAAGGGUAAUACAAUUGGAGAAUUUGCCAAAGACAAAUUCCCAGGGGAAUUCUUAGAUUCUUGGCGAGCUGCUCUUUCUAAAGAAAAUUUUGAUACUGUUGAUGUUAGUGCUACUGUUGCUUAUCUCAUGGCACCUAAGGAAGAUAUUGAAGUUUCUAUUGUUAAAAAAGCAUGUCAGGUUACUGUUGAUGUUUAUUCCAAAUAUCUGAAAGAUCAAAUCAUGGAAAUUAUUGAUUCCGAUAAAAAAGUAAAACAUUCAAAACUUACAGAAGGAGUAGAACAAGCUCUAAGUGAUAAGAAAUAUGUAACAGGUGUAGAUCUCUCUCAAGUUGAUUUAUGCUAUCCUUGUAUUAUUCAGUCAGGAGGAAAUUAUAAUUUGAAAUUUAGUGUAUCAAGUGAUAAAAAUAAUUUACAGUUUGGAACUAUAACUUGUGCACUUGGGGUUCGUUACAAGUCUUAUUGUUCUAAUGUUGUUCGAACAUUGAUGGUAAAUCCCACCAAAGAACAAGAAGAGCUUUAUAAUUUCACAGUUUCUUUGCAAGAAGAAGUUUUACAGAAACUUCAACAUAAUGUAAAGCUUUGUGAUGUAUAUGCUGCUGCUGUUGCUUUUGUAGAGAAGAACCACAAAGAAUUGCUUGAUAAGAUGGUUAAAAAUUUAGGGUUUGCUACAGGUAUAGAAUUUAGAGAAGGUACUUUAGCUAUUACAUCCAAAUCAAAUGCUGUAGCAAAAAAAGGUAUGAUAUUUAGUAUAAACAUUGGUUUCUCUCCACUUCAGAAAAAAGUAUCAGAUGACAAAGAACCUGAAACAUAUGCUUUAUUUAUUGGAGACACGGUGUUAGUUAACGAGGGCGCUCCUUGUACAAUUUUGACAAACAACAAAAAGAAAUUGAAAAAUAUUGCCAUCGUUUUAAAGGAUGAUGAUGAAGAGGAAGAGGAGGAGGAAGAGCCACUUGUUCCACAAGAAGAAACUUUAGGUAGAGGAGCAAGAAGAACUGCAAUUUUAGAUUCAAAACUUAGGACUGAACAAUCAGCAGAAGAGAAAAGAAAAGCCCAUCAAAAAGAAUUAGCUGAGCAAUUAAACAAAGAAGCUAGAGCGAGAUUAGCUGAACAAACUGGUGUUGAAAAGGAAGAAAAGGUUCGCAAAUCUAAUGUAUCUUACAAAUCUGUUGGCCAACUUCCUAAAGAACCAGAACUGAAAGAGUUAAAAUUAUAUGUUGAUAAGAAAUAUGAAACAUUGAUCCUUCCUGUCAUGGGUGUGAAUGUACCUUACCAUAUUUCAACUAUAAAGAAUAUCAGUCAGUCUGUUGAAGGUACAUACACUUACCUCCGACUUAAUUUCUAUCAUCCUGGGGCUGCUCUGGGCAGAAACGAAGGAAAUAUUUUCCCUAAUCCUGAUGCUACAUUUUUAAAAGAAAUUACUUAUCGAAGCACAAAUCUAAAAGAACCAGGUGAAAUUUCUGCUCCAUCUUCAAAUUUAAACACAGCUUUUAGACUCAUUAAAGAAGUUCAAAAGAAAUACAAGACGCGAGAAGCUGAAGAACGAGAAAAAGAAGGGAUUGUUAAACAAGAUACUUUAAUAUUAAGUUCAAACAAAGGCAAUCCAAAACUUAAGGAUUUGUACAUUAGACCAAAUAUCUAUUCUAAAAGAAUAUCUGGAACUUUAGAAGCUCAUUCAAAUGGUUUUAGGUUUACUUCUGUAAGGGGUGAUAAAGUUGACAUCCUUUACAAUAAUAUAAAGCAUGCAUUUUUCCAACCCUGUGAUGGAGAAAUGAUAAUUCUUUUGCAUUUCACUUUAAAAAAUGCUCUCAUGUUUGGUAAAAAGCGAAAUAAUGAUGUACAGUUUUACACAGAAGUUGGGGAAAUAACUACAGAUUUAGGCAAGCAUCAACACAUGCAUGAUCGUGAUGAUUUGGCUGCUGAGCAAGCUGAAAGAGAUCUUCGUCAGAAGCUGAAAAGUGCAUUUAAAAGUUUUUGUGAUAAAGUAGAGCAAAUGACUAAACAAGAAGUAGAAUUUGAUACCCCUUUCAGAGAGCUUGGAUUUCCAGGUGUACCAUAUAGAAGUACUGUACAACUUCAACCUACCUCAGGAUGUUUAGUUAAUCUUACAGAUUGGCCUCCAUUUGUGAUUACACUCGAAGAAAUUGAAUUGGUACACUUUGAACGAGUGCAGUUUCACUUGAAAAAUUUUGAUAUGGUAUUUGUUUUCAAAGACUAUCACAGAAAGGUGGCAAUGGUUAAUGCAAUUCCAAUGAGUAUGCUAGAUCAUGUAAAAGAAUGGCUUAACUCUUGUGAUAUCCGUUAUACAGAAGGCAUUCAGAGCUUGAAUUGGACUAAAAUUAUGAAAACUAUAACUGAUGAUCCAGAAGGCUUUUUUGAGAGUGGAGGUUGGUCGUUUUUGGAUCCUGAAAGUGAAGGUGAAGAAGGAGAUGAAGAUGAAGAUUCUGCUGAAGAUGAUCAAUACCAACCGAGUGAAUCAGAAGCUGAAGAAGAAAGCAGUGAUGAAGAUGAAUUCAGUGGUUCAGAAUAUUCAGAAGAGGUAGAAAGUUCAGAAAAUGAUUUGGGUUCCAGUGAAGAAAGUGGAAAAGAUUGGUCUGAAUUAGAAGAAGAAGCUGCUAAAGCUGACCGAGAAAGAGAUGAUUUCCAUGAUUCCUCCCUUUCCACUAAAGGGAAAGGGGGGAAACCCUCCUCAUCCUCUUCUAAGAAAGAUAUCAAGACCAAGUCCAAGAAAAGCCCAAUUAAAAAUGGAAAAUCAAGUGAUGGGAAAAGGAAACGGGAAUCUGACAAUAAACAUAAAUCUAGCAAAAAGCAUAAGAAAUGAAAAGAUUUUAAAAUUUCUUAUGCUAAGCUCUUCAGCAGUUUUCGGGGUGUAUGAGCAGAAGUUGGAGGCCUGUGGUUCUCUGCAAGAACAUUCUCAUCAUUUCUCUACAACAUUCUUUCAAACUUGGAAACAAAAUUGCUGGCACAUCCAUUUUUUUUAUAACAUAAGCUAUUGCCCAUCAGAGAAACUGCUGAUUUUGUACAGAUAUGUAAUAUAUUAUUAGAUAUUCAUCCGUCAUUGAACUGGUUUUAACUGUUUUGGAUGAAUUACUGAGAUAAAUGCGGGAACAUUUUACAUUGUCUGUCUUUACAUUUAUUUUAAUUUCUGCAUUGUGCAACCUCACAUCAUUUGUUAGACAUUUGUAAAUCCCUCCAAUUGGAUAUGUAAGUCUGAAAUAGACAUUUCAUUAUAAAUAAAAGAAUUCAGCAUUUUUUAUUAAAACCA
Messenger RNA from Argiope bruennichi, 3731 nucleotides. RefSeq names its product FACT complex subunit SPT16-like (gene dre4). Lineage: Eukaryota; Metazoa; Arthropoda; Arachnida; Araneae; Araneidae. Gene Ontology annotation, cellular component: FACT complex. The record is from RefSeq and is a predicted model, not a curated record. Gene Ontology annotation, molecular function: nucleosome binding. The coding region runs from base 81 to 3287 and encodes 1068 amino acids. Gene Ontology annotation, biological process: transcription elongation by RNA polymerase II; positive regulation of transcription elongation by RNA polymerase II. The transcript is spliced from 25 exons.